GCUUCUCCAGCUGGCCAUCGAACCGAGCUUGAAGCUCGAAACUCGAUCGGGUCGUCGAUUCUGCAAUCGGGCCUCUGUUUAGAAAGACUAGCACUCAUCGCAGCCACGAUUGUCGGUGUGACGUUACCGGAGGUGAUAGCUCCGACUCGACAAAUGGAGCGUAAGCCAAGCCCGUGCGUGCUGGGAUGCGUAGUCGACAUUAUGGCAGUAAUCUGGAGUGGACAAGGCAACACUGGCUAUCACGAAAACAUCCUAACGUCACCAGACAGGGAAGUGCGGUCUAUUUUGGCAUUAACAGUCUGCAUGUACCCAACAUAGGUUCAAAUGUAAGUAAAAC
Molecule: messenger RNA, 337 nt
Organism: Mycena citricolor
Lineage: Eukaryota; Fungi; Basidiomycota; Agaricomycetes; Agaricales; Mycenaceae
Source: the annotation of a GenBank genome assembly